GUUUGGUAUUUUGUUGCUUGUGAGUUGCUGCCACACUGCUUACAAGUCUUGGUGGAAAAAAUUUAGAAUGUAUGCACUAUCCAGCACUCUUGUGCGCUCACCAGCGCUGCGUCAAGGACUCAAGGUGGCCGCGGCUACCCGUCAGGUUUCGUUGAAAGUCGUCUCUGUCGGCUCAACCAUCAAGGAUGAGAGCUUCUUUGAGAAGAAUGAGCGGCUGGGCCGCCAGAUGUCGCCUCACCUGACCAUCUACAAGCCGCAGCUCACCUCCAUGCUGUCUAUCAUGCACCGCGGCACCGGCCUGGCUCUGGGCAUAGGCGUUUGGGGCUUGGGGCUGGGCGCACUCAUCGCCUCGCAAGACAUCGGCCAUUAUGUGACCAUGGUGGAGGGUCUGCAGCUCAGCGGCGCCGCCUUGACCGCCAUCAAGUUCAUCAUCGCUUAUCCGGUUGGCUAUCACUCGGCCAACGGCAUACGCCAUCUGAUUUGGGACACGGGCCGUUUCCUGAAGAUUAAAGAGGUCUACUCCACCGGUUAUGUAAUGGUCGCCACCUCCGUUGUGCUGACUGCCAUCUUGGCCCUGUUGUAAAUGCUCCUCCAACAAUCGGAGCUAAGUGUUAGUGGACCUUAAUUAAAUUUUAGUGCGAACAUGUCUAUUAUUUGAUAAAUGCAUACAUAAUACAUGUAUAGUUUA
This is a messenger RNA of Drosophila novamexicana, 688 nucleotides long. RefSeq names its product succinate dehydrogenase cytochrome b560 subunit, mitochondrial (gene SdhC). Gene Ontology annotation, cellular component: membrane. The record is from RefSeq and is a predicted model, not a curated record. Bases 68 to 583 code for a protein of 171 amino acids. Gene Ontology annotation, molecular function: electron transfer activity; succinate dehydrogenase activity. Gene Ontology annotation, biological process: tricarboxylic acid cycle; mitochondrial electron transport, succinate to ubiquinone. The transcript has 2 exons. Lineage: Eukaryota; Metazoa; Arthropoda; Insecta; Diptera; Drosophilidae.